GUAUUUCUUCUUCACACCGCUUCUGGUUUUUUCGCCUCCAACCCCCAAUCAAUCCGUCGACUCCAUUUCUCCCUCUCUCUCUCUCUCUCUCUCUCUCUCUCUGUGGGAGGAAGUAUAUAUCCCCUCCACCCACAUCAUCUCCCCUCCUCCUCAUCGGGAGUUCUCCUUGCAUCUUCUUCUCUUUCUUUCCUUUCUUGCUUUGCUCUUCUCCUUCUACUUCUUCUUCUGUUGCUGUUGGUAUUGUUCUUCUUCUUCUUCUUCUGUUGCUGUUGGUAUCUUCGAUGGCGACCGGGGACGCGAUCGCUUCCGAUAGGAACUACAAGGGAGAUGCGGUUCUGCAAGUGUGGUGCGACGAUGACUGCCUCCCAUCGGCCCCUUACUCUCCUCCUCCCUACUCUCCUAGGGAGGGUUACGCCUACUCGCCCAGGCUCGGCGGCGGGUUCAUGAGGUCGUCCAGGUCCCGGAGGUUCUACGAUCUUGGGUCCGACGGGCGCGAACACUUCCUCCGCUCCUGUCAUCUCUGCAAGCGGCCGCUCGGCCUGGGAGACGACAUCUUCAUGUACAGAGGGGACACUCCGUUCUGUAGCGAGGGGUGCAGGCAGGAGCAGAUCGACAGGGACGAGGCGGACGAGAAGAUGUGGAGCUCCGUCAAGGCGAUGCAGAAGGGCAAGGCCUCCGCUGUCGCCGACCAUCAGCGGCGGGAGACCUCUCCUUCCCGGAGCGACGACCUCCGCGUCCGCACCGGCACCGUCGCCGCCGGCUAACCCGGCGGAACGCCCUCCUUGCCCCCAACCAACCAACCAACCACGAUUCAACCACCACCGAGUUCCACUCGCGCUUCCUUUGUGCACCAGAAGAGGAAAAAGUAAAACCUCAACGAAGAAGAAAAAAAAAAAAAAACAAAAAAGGUGAAGAUCAAGAAGACUCGAUUCGGAAAUAAGGGAGGUCGUUUGGAUCGUAUCGGGCGUAUCGGUCCCUCUUUUGUUUUCCCGGAGUUUUGGUGAUACGGAUGUAAAUAGGCGAGAGGUCUUUUACCAGAACUGUAAAAAGAUGAGAGGUGGGUAAAUCAGCGAUGAAAAGCUCUUUUCGCUUGGACGAUGAUGCCCCUCUUCGUCUCCCCUUUCUUUUCUCUGCUCUUAUGUGAUUACUAUGAGAAAAAAAAAAUGCGAGGCUUGUUGAGUGAAUGAAUUCGCAGGGCGUUUUCGUCAUUUUAGGCGAGAGUUUGCUUUGCCUUCUUGUAGAAUAUCGCUUCCUAUGUAGCCAACACUCAAAGAAAGUUCUCUCUUCCAAGAAA
This is a messenger RNA of Nymphaea colorata (pocket water lily), 1294 nucleotides long. RefSeq names its product FCS-Like Zinc finger 2-like. The coding region runs from base 282 to 764 and encodes 160 amino acids. The transcript is spliced from 2 exons. The record is from RefSeq and is a predicted model, not a curated record. NCBI's taxonomy places the organism in Eukaryota, Viridiplantae, Streptophyta, Magnoliopsida, Nymphaeales, Nymphaeaceae.